Messenger RNA from Capronia coronata CBS 617.96, 2868 nucleotides. RefSeq lists its product as uncharacterized. The record is from RefSeq and is a predicted model, not a curated record. NCBI's taxonomy places the organism in Eukaryota, Fungi, Ascomycota, Eurotiomycetes, Chaetothyriales, Herpotrichiellaceae. Bases 1 to 2868 code for a protein of 955 amino acids. Gene Ontology annotation, cellular component: Atg1/ULK1 kinase complex; cytosol; extrinsic component of membrane. Gene Ontology annotation, biological process: autophagosome assembly; mitophagy; protein localization to phagophore assembly site. The transcript has a single exon.
AUGCACCAACAUCCUCGCCCACCUCCGGUGACUGCGUCCCCCGCAAACUCGGAGCAGACGAAUCCCACACGUACCAAUAACCCCAGAGAUCGAGACCUCCAAGCUCUAAGGACAUAUUCCCCUCUGACCCAAGGGUCUGGUUCCUCGGAGGACUUUGCAAGUGCUCGACAAGAUCAACCUGCGGACAACCCCGGCGUGCAGAUGCAGCGGCUGAACCAGGUCAUCCAGAACUUCCACACCAAGGCAGCUCUAAUCAUUCUUCAAUCUCGAGUCGACUUGGCUCCUGCAUACUCGCAAAAGACAGACACAAAACGGGUGAAUCGGUGGUUCAAUCUUGACAUCGACGAGACCGACGAGUACAAGGACGAGAUCAGGAGAUGGAAGACAUGUGAUGCAGAAGGCAAUCGACCUCCGCCCUUGGUGAUCGAGAUCUUUCUCACCACCGAUCCUUUACCCCAGGGUCAACGGCUGGUGAUUCUGGACGAAGACGGGAAGAGAUGGGAUGUCAUGAAUACACUGUCCUCGGCGCAUCGUGCUUCCCGUGGGAAUCAGCGACGGACAACAGAUGCCAACGAGGUGAUUCUGGAGAGGUGGACGAUUCAACUGGGUGAUCCCACGGUCCCUGUGCCUCCUGAACUGGCCACGCUCCUGCCUUUGGUCUACAAAAAGAGCAUCGUCUUCUUCCGUUCUCUCUACACCUAUAGCAAUUUCCUGCCGGCCUGGAGAUUGUCGAGAAAGGUCGGUAAGGUCCGGUCGACCAUGGCAAUGAAGCUGGGCUAUCGGUUGGUUGACGGAUCCCAAAAGAGUGGGUUGUCGCGGUCCGAUAACCUCCAUCUCCGUCUUUUCGAUAGCAAUUCGGACGUUCUAUCAUCGUACGACUUCGGCUUGACAGAGUCUCCGGCUGGGUCUUUCUCCGUCAAGGUCGACUAUCGACAAAACUGUGACUUUCGGAUAGACGAUUCCGAAGAGCUACUGAGUUCAAGGUUUCUCGGAGCCGACGACGACCUUUUCCGACCAUCUCUAUCUGGCGAGAAAGAUUCACGAACAGAAGUCGGCUCUCUGCCUGCUGACCGGCGGCAGAAUCUGUUGGAGUCGCCGGAGCUUGGCCUCGCCUAUGGCAGUUUGUCCACCUUCCACAGAACAGGCAUUGCGCCCGGCACAAGCCCGAUCUCGGCCUUACGCAAUGCGCAAGACUUUAAUGGCAGCUCUCCUCCGACUCCUGAACUGGCCAGACCGUCGUUGCAUACCCAUGCCACGGCAACGCAGAGUUCACGAAAUUCACUCCGAGCGGCGGCCGCCACUCGACGGAGCUCAUUUUCCAUGCAGCCGUUCAAAACACCGACACUAUCAGCCUCGCCUCUCGGUGUUUCUCCCUUGGCCAGUUCACCACGAACGCAUUCGGCGAGGAUACCCACCUUGGGAUCCUUGACGGAGGAAGGAGUCGCUCCCCCAGCUGGACCAAUCCUGGCCGGACGGAGAGCGGGAUCCUUGACUUCAGACACUGUUGCCGCUUCGUCGACGUCCAGCUCACCCAAGCCGGCUCCUGUCACGAGAUAUAGUAGUAGUUUCAGCCACCGCCGGGCCAGAUUGUCGUCUGGGGGGACAACUGUCCGCACGGACGACGACCAAACCAGUAGCGGCAGAGGCAGCGCCACGUCUUCCGUUCAACCAGGAUCAGGGUUGAUGACCGAACCAGCCACUGGCGGAGGCAGUUCGGGAUCGGUGGCGGAGGACGACGGAGAGAAUAUCUCGGAAUUCUUGAAGAUGAUUGAACUCCAGAAAGAUCUUCUUUCAUCUCCGUCUUCCACCGCCGCUCAAGCGUCUACCAGAAGAACGGCGGCGGCGUUACACCGAUUCCACCGGAUGCGAGACUCCAAUGCUGCAUUGUCCGAUUCCAUGUCUUCGUCUUUGAUGCUACAGAGGUCUUCGGCUUCUUCCAGCCGACAAUUGUCAGGGGUACCUCAGAUGGUGGCGGGGACAUCCCUCUCUACUUCAUCAUCUCCCGGAAAACCGAUUUCUCCUCAUACGCCGCAUACUCCUUUUGCUCCAUCUCGGCUCAGUGCCGCUUACAGUCAUGAUGACACGGACACACCGCAUCGUCUGGCUGCUGAAGAACCUUCUUCGCCUUCCGAAGCCCCCACCGAGGAGACGGCCCAGGCUCAAUCCACUGCCAACGUUCCCGCCAUUGAUAUCCCCAACUCACCAAGACCAUUCAUCUCCGGCUACCAACGUUCCAGUUCGGUUCAGCGCCGACCUUUGAAUCCGGACGACGAUGUCGCAGGCUUUUAUGGUAUGCGAAGUGCCAGUAUGGGAGCCGACCGGCGUCGUCACCGUCGCGAAUCCGCCCGCGCAGACGACGAGGAAGACACGGACAACUCUGGCAAAGUAGCUUCCCGUCGGACGGUCGAUAGUCCCCGUCGCACCUCUCAAGCUCAUCGGCAGUCUUCACUUGCCACGGCGGCGCUGGCUUCCGACGGAGCCGGUUCCGAAUCUGCUUCGGGUCGAUCGUCCACCAUACCCUAUCGAACUGGGUUCUCGUCACAGCAGCCUGGCGGAGGGGCCGGGGCAAGACGUAUUGCACAUCGACAUGCCGAAUCGUCUUCCAGCUAUAGCGGGACCGGAGGCAGCAUGGGCCACGUCGAUAGCAGUAAUGUGGUUGGCGGUGCUGGUGGUGGUACUGGGUCAUGGGCCCGAGGGGGAGGUGGAAGUGGAGGUGGAGGGGGUGGAGGAGGAGGCAGACAGAGCGGAAGUCGGCCGGAGAAUCGACUGGAUGAGGACGACUUCUUGCCGUUUGCCAUGGAAAGAAGUGACUUUAAUAUGCCUGGCAAACCGGGCGAUGUGGGUGGAGGGGGAGGCGGUGGUCAAUAA